CUGCGCUACUCUACAGUCUGCGGAAGCAGGGGAGGACGGUGCAAAUUCCCAACGAGCUCCGGGAUUCAAUCCGCUGCCAAGGCACUCACCAGUCACCACUUCGGGGAAAAAAGGCUUAUCUUUGAAAGAGCUCGAGCACUGUGUCUGUUGUAAAAUUCGUUCGUUUCCGUUGUCUCGGAAAAGCAACAUGCUGGUAUAGUAAAUAUAGGGCAAAUAGUUGUUUUUUUAUUCCUUCCAAGCGCACAUUUCUGUUGGCUUUUUAUCUGAAUAAUUAUUUAUUUUCGUGGAUAUUUUGAUUAUUUUCUUCCACGGUGGAACGUGCGGAGCACGAUGUGCACAUGCGGUGGGAUGCUCAGGGUUCUCCUGACAGUUCUCAGUUGAGUGGUGGAGAUUUGAUCGGUAAACAUUCGCUUGUUUUGUUUUUACACAAUAUAUACAUAAUUUAUGAACGAAUGAAAAAAUACCAAGAAGGACUGCAAAGAUUCGACAGUGAUCUUUUUUUCAAAGAGUUGUGCGUGCAGUCUUCUGCAUGGUUGCUAUAACCAACAUCUCAUUGCCAUUUUAAUUUGUUUAAUUGAACUUUUCCAUCCGAAGUGCCACUGUUAGCAUCAUUUCCGUAUCAUGUAUUCACAUUUCAAUACAAUUCCGCAAUUGAGACUCGGCUAGUUUAGCCUAAAUAUCCAGCUUAUUUCCGUACCGUUAUUGGACCGAGGAGAGUGCACAGACCCGACGGAGACAUGGCUAAAAACCCGUCCGAGGGACCCAAUGAGCCAGAUCUGAAUCAGCUACCGGACGAAGAGCUGCUGCAAUGGGGCAAGGAGCAGCUGGUCAACAGGCUAAGGAGAGUGGACAGCGAGAAGUUAUACCUGAUGAUCGAGCACGGCAACAUGAUGAAAGACGUUAACCGGAGGCUGCAGGUGCACCUGCACGAGAUCCGCAACCUGAAGGAGAUCAACCAGAAGCUCCAGGACGACAACAACGAGCUGCGCGAGCUCUGCUGCUUCCUGGACGACGACCGGCAGAAGGGCAAGAAGCUGUCCCGGGAGUGGCAGCGGUUUGGCCGGUACUCCGCGAACGCCAUGUGGAAGGAGGUGGGCACCUACCAGCUGAAGCUCAAAGAGCUCGAGGCCAACCAGGAGACAGUGGUGCGAGAGAACACGGACCUGAAGGAGAUCAUCUUCAUGCUGGAUGAGGAGAGGAACGGAGCCGGUUCCCGGAGCUCCAUAGACUCUCAGUCCAGCCUCACCAACCUGAACGGCGGGACAGGGAUAGUUCGGGACUUCGGGGAUGGCAGUAGUACCUCCAGCACGGGGAGCGCAGGUAGCCCUGACCACCACCACAGCCACAACCACAUACACAAGCUGCCCGCAGAGAGGGAGGGCAAGCUGGGCAACACCUUCCAGAGGAGGUCCAUGGACGACCUGUCAGGGCCACACCAUCACAGGAGCAUCCCUAAUGGACUCAAUGACUCCUCCACUAACUACAUCAGACAGCUGGAGACCAAGAUGAGGAUAUUGGAAGACGACAACAACAAGCUUUUGACGCAGCAGUGUAACCCAGGGGACCUGCGUGUCCUGAGGAAGGGGAUGACCCUGUACCAUUCUGAGUCUCAGCUGUCAUCCCUGCCACAACGCCAGGACGCACUGCACAACGGCACGGUUAGUCGUCUCCCCACCAGCGAGUCAACCCCGGUAACAGGCUACCUGUCCUGUGUUCAGAAACCAGAGGCUGUGGUCCACGCCAUGAAGGUGUUGGAGGUGCACGAGAACCUGGAUAAGAAGCAGGUCCCAGAGGACUACGAGGAGGAUCUGAGUGAGAAGGAAAAAGCCAUCGUUAGAGAGAUGUGUAACGUGGUGUGGAGAAAGCUGGGCGACGUGGCAGGAUCUAAGCCGUCUAUCAGACAGCAUCUCUCUGGUAACCAGUUCAAAGGCCCCAUGUAGUCCAUAGCAACCAGAGAGGGAGAAAGAGAGAGAGACCUUCCUACAUGCUCUCCAUUCCUACUACCUACACUACCCAUAACACCAUUCUCCCACUGACUAUAGGUCCCAUCACCCACCAUUCUCCUGGGAUAUGUGACUGGACAUCAUACGACCCAGGAAAACUACAGAAUGGACCUCUCCAUCUCUCCCUCACCACUAGUCAACUCCCCAUACACACACAUUUCGUUUGAACUUCCAGUGUUGUUGAUAACUGGCAGCUAGUUCCACUGAUUUGCCACUUUCCUUGUAUUACAGAUUUUUAGGUUUAUAGUUAGACAGGCUUACACUUUACACAGUGCUGAUGACUAUUACAGACCAAACUCUCAUGUUGUUUUGUUUUAUGCUAAAAAAAGACAGAAACUCAGAUGAGAGCUAUAGGAUCUCUAGGAUGUUAAAGUGACGCUGUGAUAAUGUCAGAUAUGGUUACAUUUUGGGUUACAAGUGUGUCGUAUGGACAAAUCUAGGAUCAGCUUCAUCCAUCUUCAAUCCUGAUCUUGAGCCUUUAGAGGUAAUGUACAGAACUGACCAUGGAUCAGUGUCCAGGAGCAAUGUCACCCCACUCCUUCAUAGUACUUCCCAAUAAAAAAAACCAGCUAGCUCCUCUGUUAGUUAUGCUUUGCCUUUAUCUGGUUGAUUAGCAUAAUUAGCAUUAGCUAAUGCUAGCCUUAGCGUAAUUAGCCAUAGCUAAUGCUGGCUUUAGCAGAAUUAGCAUUAGCUAAUGCUAGCCUUAGCGUAAUUAGCAUUAGCUAAUGCUAGCCUUAGCGUAAUUAGCCAUAGCUAAUGCUGGCUUUAGCAGAAUUAGCAUUAGCUAAUGCUUGCCUUAGCAGAAUUAGCAUUAGCAUCCAAAGUGUUAAUACGUGAUACCCAUUGUGAUAUGAUACAUAGCACCCUAUGCUCAUAAGAGAAGUCUAUUAUUAAUACAGUACUAUUAUAGAGAUCACUUUUAAAACUAGUGUAAAGUAUGUAAACAAAAAAAACAUAGCACUGCAUUGUUGUUGUUAUCGUUUAUUUUGAGCUUUUUGUUUUUUAUUAUUAUUCUAGCGUGGCCAUGUGUUAUAAACGGACUGUUUUGUGGGUUUUAUGUUUUACAAAAGCACACAACUGAACAGGGUUCUUUCUACGGUAACCAGUCAUCUUUUUACCGUAGUUGGUUGAAACAAAUGAUUACUUCAUCUCCCCUGUAAACAUAUCAAGGCCAUUUUAAAUCUAAACCGUCUCAGCCAAGAGUCAAUGUUUUGGUUUUUUAUUACUAAAAUGUACAAGGUUGUGUCUGCUCUAAGACAAUCAUGUUUCUCAGGUUGGGAAAUAACGAGAGCUUUCCCCCGACCCUGUGGCUCCUCUGUGGAUAUGGUGGGGAUUCUAUGUUGACGUUUGGCCAGGCUGCCUGUGUGUAACAGACUGAUGACACCUGGUUACUACAGGGUUGGAGACUGCUGAACACAUUUUAUUGCAUUCAUUUUAUAUGAAAUAAUACGUUUCAUAAAUCUCCAUGACAGAAUGUUUCAGAAAUGUUCUCUGAAACUUGAAGGAUUUUAUGCUACUGUCAUAAAGGGUAGAUCAGACUAAUUUGGCUAUUUUUGGUCAUCAGUAACUAUUGCAUUAAUCAAACCACUGUACAACACAGUAUUUUAAUUGAAAGCUAAGAAAGUUGUCAAAUAAAUGGAAUGCUUUUCAUUUCAAUUAGCAUAAUAUGACUGUGUUGUUAGCCAUGGUGCAUACUGCAGAUGAGUUUCAGCAGUGGACUGUGCAUGUUUUGUAGAAAAUUAUUUCUGUUGGAAUGUGAGAAAGAGCAAGUCUUCCCAUGGAUGCUUUUGGAUACAGCCACGUUUUAACGAAUUAUAAUGAUGUCAGAUGAAAUAAUAAGGACUGUUAUGAUCAAACUGUUCAAGGCUAUUUAUUGCCAGGUGUUUCGAUAAAAAAAAAUGGGGAGAGCUAUCCAAUAAUAGGGCUGUCAUGUGAUUGGCCAGUUUAAGAUUUUGACCUAUCAGGAGAUUUGGAUUGGUAUCCAGGUCUUUUGAUUGGGCAAUUGGGAAUGAUUGACAGCUCAAGCUCUCCUGGCUCUAGUAUUAGUUUUUCCAAAUUAGAACAUUGAGGCUUCUGACCGUACAUUCUUACGAUUCGUCCUCCUCGGGUUCUCUAAUAGGGUCUACUACAACAACAAAAAAGAAAAUGAAAGUAUGGAUUUUCAAAAAGUGUCCUUUUUUUCUAGGAACAACUGAUUUGAAGCUAUGAUGAUAUGAUGAUAUAAUGAUAUGUUAUAAUGAUAUAAUGCUUUUCAGUCUGGCAUUUUGAUUUGAGAUGUGCCACAUUUUUCUCUGCAUGGGAUUUUGAGUUGGAACCUGUGUUUUGAACUUUGUUGUAUUUUUCAAAUUCUGUAUAUAUGUGCUAAACUAGAAGUCACGAUGAUCCUAGAACCUAGUCUGCAUCUCAAAAUAGCAAUAUAUUCCCUAGUGCACUACUUUCGACCACUGCCUUGUGCUGACCCUGGUCAUAUGCAGUGUGCUAUAUAGGGAAUAGGUUGUUAUUUCAGACACAGACCCUACAGUGUUUAAUGCAAACUAUUCCUAAAGCAACUAGCAUGAAUGUAAACGUUUUUGUCUUCCCAUGGUGAUAGUUAAAAUUAAAAUAAAAAAGUAAUUGAACUAGGUCACUUUUAGAUGAUUUUGAGAAAAAAAAUAAACAAUUACUCUCU
Messenger RNA from Oncorhynchus gorbuscha (pink salmon), 4671 nucleotides. RefSeq names its product coiled-coil domain-containing protein 85C-B-like. The record is from RefSeq and is a predicted model, not a curated record. Bases 738 to 1940 code for a protein of 400 amino acids. The transcript has 6 exons. NCBI's taxonomy places the organism in Eukaryota, Metazoa, Chordata, Actinopteri, Salmoniformes, Salmonidae. Gene Ontology annotation, cellular component: apical junction complex.